AUGCCGUCAAAUUUUGCGCCGAGGAUUCUCCACCCAGGAUGGUUCCUUCAAACACUCCUCUGUCUACAAAUACUUGCCGUAUUAGCGCACAAUAUUCCGUCUUCCCCGGGUUUCUUCAACCCACCAGUCCCUACCUACGGCAGCGGGUUAGGAGGCGCCAGCAUCUUCGCAGAAGGGAAAAUCAUUGUUUUGCGGAAUAACAACACCUGCCCAGACCGCCAAGCGGCGUUCGGCCCACAAGUUCCUGAGGAAGGCAUAUUCGGUGUGGUGCUCCCUCUGUCGAACUGGAGUCACCUUGGACGGGCAAAAGGCGAUGAGCGGGUACAGGGGCCUACAUUGGUGGCUUUCACUGGACGACAUGAGCAGAAUUCAGGUUGCGUUGAGGUCCCAGGGGUAACUCUGCCGAAUUGGAUCGCAAUAGUGCAAAGAGGAGAUUGCUCGUUCGUACAAAAAGUACGCGCAAUGCAAAGCAGUGGAGCCAAAGCGGUGGUCGUAGGCGACAACGUACCACAUUCUCCCUUGAUCACCAUGUUCGCCAGCGAGAAUGUUUCCGACAUAACUAUUCCGUCGGUGUUUAUUACUUUCACGGAUUAUCACUCACUGCUGGAGGAGGCUGACAUCGGGGGCCAAAGAGGCGUGGAGAUUGUGAUCUUACCAGGACAAACGGACGUGCCAUUGUUGGAGAUUCUUGUUGUUACAGUACUCAGCCCAGCAGCAGUCAUGAUAGCUCUCUAUCUGAUUUGGAGCUAUCGGCAAUACGUCAGACGGCAACAGGAGCUGGCUCCACUCGCCGUUGUGCUCAAUCUGCCAGUCAAAAUCUAUAGUACCGAAGUUAGCAAGGAAAAUGACCCCACUGAUUGUGCAAUCUGUUUGGACGACUUCCAGGACGGCGAUGAGCUGAGAAUACUGCUUUGUAAACAUGAGUAUCACAAGGAGUGCAUAGACAAAUGGCUGACGCAACGAAAGCGGACAUGCCCAAUAUGUAAACACGACACCUGUCCCACCACCGAUUCCGCAGACGAGACCACUCCACUAUUGCCUGGCUCUGCGGAUAAUGUCUGA
Fimicolochytrium jonesii is the source of this 1062-nucleotide messenger RNA. RefSeq lists its product as uncharacterized. Bases 1 to 1062 code for a protein of 353 amino acids. The record is from RefSeq and is a predicted model, not a curated record. The transcript has 4 exons. Lineage: Eukaryota; Fungi; Chytridiomycota; Chytridiomycetes; Spizellomycetales; Powellomycetaceae.